GCACACUUGCUGCAAUGUGUCCCUACCACAUAGUGUCCCGCAUGCUUAUGUAAUCAGUGUCCGUGUGUCCCCGGAACCAAGUCUUACAUCAACGGGACAAAUAACCGGGGUGGUGAUGGCUACAAAGGAAGCUUCGGGGACAGGUACUUGGCCAGGUCCAUUCCCAGCUCUACUAUUCGGAAUAUGAAGGAGAAAGAGGAAAGCAGAGGCUACGAUAUUGAGAAGCAACCGUGCGAUGUGCCGGCGAACAAGCACAAGACGCUGUCGACGGCGUGGAUUUGUCUCCACAGGGUGUGCUCAUUGGUUGCUGUUGUACAGAUGUUGAGGCUGUUGGCCGGGGUUGACCUGUUUAUGGCGUCGAGAUGGACAUCGUCCACUGACGAGACUGGUCCAAAGGAGACGUUUGAGCUGAGGUUGCCCAUCCUGUACGAUGACUUGGUCUAUCAGGAGGUGAUUCUGGAGCAUUCGUUUGGCAACUCCUGGGGAGUGCCAGCAAAGAAGCGGUUUACUCCUCCAGCAGACAAGAAGUUCAACAGGGUUGUUUUGGAACUGAACACCACUGUUGACGGCAUCCAGUACGAUAGGCUGGCACAUGUCUUCAUCAAUGACAUCCCUGUGUGGCGAACCUCCACGGCUGAGCCUGGCAGAGAGUGGGUCUACACGUCAGUUGAGAAGGACAUUUCCAAGUACCUGACAUUGUUCCAAGACGGGGACUCCUCUGUGACGUUACAGCUGGAUAACCUCAUCAGAGGUAAGCUCACGGGAGCCUUCAACACGACGCUGAGUGUGAAGUAUUACCUGGAUCCAAACUCUGACGAUGACAUCUUCAACCAUAUGACAGUGACAAACCACCCGGCCCACAGAGUGACGAAGCUGAUCGAGCCACUGCCCAAUAGAACACCACUGCUAUACUAUCCAAAUAACCUGCUGUCAUUCUCGAUUCCAACGGUACCUGAGAACACCACAGCGUUGAAGUUGGCGUUGUUUGUCUCUGGAAAUGCCGAGGAGGAAUUUUGGUACUCCAACAGCUUGGAGGAUGAGAAGAAGUACUUUGCGCCAAACGGACAUGAACUAUUAGGACACGGUCCAGUGCGUAUCAUUAACACGUAUGUCAAUAACAAACUGGUGUCCGUGGCUGCACCGGAACCAGUUAUCUUCUCAGGUGGUAUCUCUCCUGCGUUGUGGAGGCCUAUAAUCGGUGUCAACGCCUUGGAUGUGAAGGCUUUGGAGAUUGACCUUAGUGCAAUGAUUCCAGAGCUGUGGAAGACAAGUGCUGCCCUGGACAUUGUCAUCACGAAUGGCACUACGAACGGUACAGUGGGUCAGAAUUGGAUUGCCUCUGCUGCUUUGCUACACUGGGAGUCCGAGGAGAUUGAAAGUGCAAAGGGUUCCGUGUUAAACUUCAAGAAUUCGACAGCCUUUAGAGAACACCACAGCACGAAUGCUCCUCCACGUAUGCAACAGUUGGUGUAUUCUAAUGCGGUUGCGGAUAUCAAGAGCAACUUCACCUAUACUUUGAAGAACGGCUCCGAGAUACCUGUGGAGCUACACUGUACCUCGAAGGCUUCAUUUGUAGACUCACAGGACUACUACAGAUAUGGUGAUUUACAACUUAUAACUGCGACUGUUGCAUCAACACAUUCCACAAAUCUACAAAUUGGUGAUAUCUCUACAAAUGUGAAGAACGUGAAGUUUUACCCUUUGGUCAUAUCUGUUGAUACUGAGCCGAUUAUCCCUCCAAAUGUGACCUACGUUGCCAAUGUCACCAAUGUGUACGGCUCGCGUAUUGUCAUUGAUGACAAAGAAGUGUUUGUGCUGGAAUCUUACCAGAAUGGUACCUCCAAGUUUACGCUGAGUCCAACAGGGAACUCUGGUAACGGCUCAACUGAUCAAACGUUUGCAGCUGUCAUGUCAAGCCCAUUCGUCACCUUCAGGGAAGAUGCUCAGGCGAAGGCUGUCAAUGGAACUUUGGUCAAAAGAGAUGAAAAGUUCUGGUACGAUGACCUCCACCACGACAUGGCCCUUGAAGUUGGUAUAUCACAGGAAGUUAUGGCGAAGCUUUCAAGACAAGUUGUCGAGUACCAAAAUGCCAUUAUCCAGAAAGAACAGGACGAGUCGAUCACCGUGGAUGAUGGCUACGUUGCUAAAUUCCCGGGAUUCCGCCAAUUGAGCGGGUAAAUGUCCCAUUUGUAUAGUGAAAUCAUGAUCUUGCGUUUCUUCCGG
This is a messenger RNA of Williopsis jadinii, 2223 nucleotides long. RefSeq lists its product as uncharacterized. The transcript has a single exon. The coding region runs from base 184 to 2178 and encodes 664 amino acids. NCBI's taxonomy places the organism in Eukaryota, Fungi, Ascomycota, Saccharomycetes, Phaffomycetales, Wickerhamomycetaceae. The record is from RefSeq and is a predicted model, not a curated record.